CUUCGUUCCACUCUUUACCCAUACACACACAAACUGUGACACUGUUUCGAUCGACCUUACUCCAUUAAUGUAUUGCAGAAAGAAAGCGUGAGUACCGCUUGCCUAUAUAUUUUUAGGCUACGAUUUGGCUCUGAUUUUGAGGGGAGUUUUGUUUUGGGGUAUAAUUUGAUAAGAUCUCAAUCUCCUAGCGAAAAUGGCGAUGGAGAUCAGUAAAAUUACAUUGGAGAUAUUUUCGAAGCUUGAGAAGAAGUGGCUGUCGCACUGUGAAGGCAGUAAGAAGACAAGAGUUCUCAGCAUUGAUGGCGGCGGAACCACUGGCAUCGUCUCAGGAGCCUCCUUGAUCCAUCUCGAAGACCAGAUCCAAGCAAAAACCGGUGAUUCGAAUGCUCGAAUAGUCGAUUUUUUCGACAUUAUCGCCGGAACCGGUAUUGGAGCGGUUCUCGCUGUAUUGCUUAAUGCCGACGACGGUAAUGGCCGCCCGCUGUUUACCGCCAGGGACGCGGUUAAGUUUGUGAACGAUAGACGGACGGAACUGUUCAAAGUAAAAACUGUAGGCGUUUUUCGUAGGAGACUGAUGUUUUCCAGUAAGAGCAUGGAUAGGAUUUUGAAAGAGGUGUUAACCAGAGACGAUGGUAAGGUGUUGACGCUGAAGGAUACAUGUAAGCCUCUCCUUGUUCCCUGCUAUGAUCUCAAUAGUUCUGCGCCAUUUGUUUUCUCUCGAGCCGACGCUUCUGAAUCGGCUAGCUACGACUUUGAGCUCUGGAAAGUUAUCCGUGCCACCUCCGCUGAUCCGUCCAUGUUCAAGCCGUUUCCGCUUACCUCACUCGACGGAAAAACCUCGUGCUUAGCUAUCGACGGUGGCUUAGUGAUGAACAAUCCUACCGCCAUCGCUGUCACUCACGCAUUGCACAACAAACGCCAUUUUCCUGCACUCACCGGUGUUGAAAACCUCGUAGUUAUUUCCAUAGGGAACGGUCUAUUGAGCAUAUCGCCGAAACGGAAACUCGAUCGUCACGGCCGAUGCCUUAAUUCAUCCGUGGUAGACAUUGCUCUCGAUGGUGUAUCGGAGACCGUUGACCAAAUGUUAGGCAACGCAUUCUGCUGGAACGACAGUGAUUACGUCAGAAUUCAGUCGAACUGCUACACGAAGGGAAGCGUGGGACCGACAUUGGAGGAGGUGUUGAUGGAGAGAGGAGUCGAAUCAUUGCCGUUUGGCGCUAAACGGUUACUGACGGAGACUAACGGAGAAAGAAUCGAAAGCUUUGUUCAGCGACUCGUGUCUUCUCGAAGGAGUAGCUUGCCGCCUAGUCCUUGUAAGGAUGCCGCCGUUAGUGUUACUCCACUCGUUCACGGCCGGUAGGUGUUCCGUUUGUUAGUUUUAAGGUUUAAGUUUUAACCCAUCUCGGGUUAAAUUUUACCAUGGUCAAUAAAGUAACCAGUCUGUCGCUAUGUGUAAUGUCGAAAAUUUUGAAACUUUUUGGUCUGUAUUUAUUUUA
Lactuca sativa (garden lettuce) is the source of this 1496-nucleotide messenger RNA. It is a transcript of the gene PLP9, whose product is annotated as PATATIN-like protein 9. The record is from RefSeq and is a predicted model, not a curated record. Lineage: Eukaryota; Viridiplantae; Streptophyta; Magnoliopsida; Asterales; Asteraceae. Gene Ontology annotation, biological process: lipid metabolic process.